AUUACUCAUUCAAACGUAGUAGAGUAAACGUUUAACCGCCUUUAAAGUAAUUCGCAUUCUGUCAUCGCGCGAUCUCAUCUACUAUAUCAAUUGUAUAGUCCUCUUUCCCUUCCUUAUCGUAACUAUUUUAUAAAUUGCGAGUAUUGGGCGGCUCGGCGCGUUCUUUAUUUUUUCUUAUCUUUAUUUUCUGAUUUGGAAAAUUUCAAUUCGAGAAUCGACGAAUAUAAACAACGAAGGAGAAUACUACGAAUUACUGAUCGACAGUCAACAUCAAAUCUUCAGAGUGAAGCGUAGGACGAAUUUUGAGGAAACCUUUAUUUCAACUUGGAUCAGACUAACCGGAUAGCGAGGACAUAAAGGAUCAAGAGGUGAAUCGAGAUGCCUAAUAAAAAGAAAUCGCAAAAUAAACCGAAAGUUUAUUGCGAAAGAUGCCAACGGUUAGGACAUCUCACAGAAGAUUGUUACACGCUUAUGUGCAGCUACUGUAAAAAGGCAGGACACGACCUCAGUAUGUGUAGAUCCUUUCAGAAAGAUAAAAAAUACGUAAUGGAGACAGCUAGACAGUAUUGCAAAAAAGAUUUUACAAAACCUCGUGGUCAACCUUCCGAGAACCAGCCUAGUACCAGCAGCUGCAGUUCGAAUAUCGGUAUAGAAAUAUCAAACAUAGCAACAGUAGGAGUUUACCGUCAAUAUUUAAAAUGUCUUCACAAAGAUGUCAUCGAGAUCUCAACCCCAGAAUUGAAUUGUGAAAAAGCAAAAAUGUUGGUUGGUAUAAACUGUCCAAUUACAAUGAUAAAGAUAGGAAAGUUAAAGAACAGUGUGGUUGCUGCUAAAGAAGUCCUCACUUUUGAGGAUGCAUACGGCGCCCGGGUUAAAACCAUAUGUUUAAUAUGCUUAAGUAUACACGUAAAUAACAAAACUGUACUACAUCCUUGUCGAGUAAUUUCUGAUGACUUUUACAUAGAGACAGAUGGCGUAUUCGGCAAGGAUUUUAUCGGCAGAUCAAAAAUCAAGCCUGGCCAAAACGUAGAAUUAGCUGGAAUACAAAUACCAUUCAUAGCUCACGAAUAUGUACGUGGAGUACUAAGAGUUGAUGAACUAGUGGAAGUCCCAAACGCGGAUUCAGAUUCAGACACACUAACAGGAUCAGGUAGCGAAAUAAAUUCCUAAAUCAGGUAUUUCUCUCGCGUUACGCCAAAUGAGGUAGGUUGUAGUCUCGAAUAGCUGAAUUUUUAAAUUUUAUAUAGUAAAUGACUACCUGCCAGAUUUCUAUUUAUAACUUUUUAUUCUAUGUUAUUUAUUUUACUAAAUUUCUACUGUUUUCCGAAGAAUUAAUCGAAACAUUAACUUUUAUCUUAUGACGUAUGGAUUAUACUUAAGGAGAAAUGAAGUUUAUCAUUUCCUUUGCAAUAUUUCGAUUUUUCAAAAUUAUUAUAUAGAUCACGACGGAUGUGAAAGCACCUCGGAUGCCAUAUUAUUACACCAGGAUUGAAUUUAAUAAAAUAAUAUUUAAAAAUGUAAUUCAAUUAUCCGUUCAAUUAUAUAUAUCAUAAGCUAUACGCGAAAACCUAACACUAUUGAUAUUUAACGGUAUAAUGUUGAUAGAAGUACGUCAAUUUGAUACAUAUUUCGAUUUAUGUAAUAUUCAAACCAACGCAAUUAUCUAUUAUUUGCGAACACUGCGUGACACGAAGUACAAGAUUGCCAUAAUUACGACUGAAGGAAAAUGUAUCAUUUUAAUAGGAAAAAUCACAAUAUAGAUUAACACACAUCCAAAUAUAAUUUAACGUUAGCAGAUUUUCCCGACGAUACAAUACAAAUGUAAAAUAAUUAAAAAAAAUCAGAAGAUGUAUGUUUAAUUAAGAGAAGCUUAACACAGUUAAAAACAUACAUUUUUGAAAGAAAUAGUACUGCCUCUGCAUAAUGUUAUUAUACAGUCGCCUUACUUAUUUAAUUUAUUACUGGAGGGAUAGUAAUAAUUAUCAUUCAUUCAACGAAUAUCGAUAAGUAAAUUACGAACGUUUAUACAUUCACGAAGAAUUUAAAUGUGUAAAAAUGUAGAUCAAUGUAGAAAAUAUCUAAGGUAAGGUAAUUGUUCUAAUAUUAUGGAAAGUAAGUCAACUCUUUAUUUAGAUCUUAGAUAUUUCUUAAUUAAUCUACAAACGUGUGAAUUUGCAUAAACAUUCGUAAUGUACACGAAAUUCUUAUCCCAUUUAUAUUGUAUUUUGCAUUUGUAUUGUAUUAUUCAUCACGCUGUUUACAGAAUUAAAGGAGAAUAAGGAAUUCGCAAUGUAGCCAUCGAAAAUCAAUAAUGAAUACUAAACGAAAAACUAGUCUAUUGUUAUCAUAUUACUAACGUUUAUUUGCAAAGUGUUUGGUUCCUACUCUUGUCCGUAGAGCAUAAUAUCAUCAAGCAAACAAAAUUUGAGGUCUUUGUAUACUUAGUGUCACAUUUCAGUCAAUUCAUAUAUAAUAACUUUUAAGGUGUUAAUAAUAUUGAAAAUAUUCCAGAUUAAAGCAUGUCUCUGUAAACGGUCGAGUUUUUGUACUUAAAAGAAUAUUUGUGGAUAAGCUUUCGUCUCUUUUAUGCCUCUUAUUAUUAUUAUUAUUAUUAUUAUUAUUAUCCACUGUAAGUUUGAUAAGAACUAAACUUUCAUUCAAAAUGUGAAUGAAUUACUUAUGAUGUUGACAAAUACGUAUAAGAUCGUACAUUUAAUAUUUAAUAAAUUUUCACAUUCAUUCAUCAAGCUAUUUU
This is a messenger RNA of Bombus terrestris (buff-tailed bumblebee), 2755 nucleotides long. RefSeq lists its product as uncharacterized. Gene Ontology annotation, molecular function: nucleic acid binding; zinc ion binding. The transcript is spliced from 2 exons. Lineage: Eukaryota; Metazoa; Arthropoda; Insecta; Hymenoptera; Apidae. The record is from RefSeq and is a predicted model, not a curated record. The coding region runs from base 379 to 1170 and encodes 263 amino acids.